Messenger RNA from Rhinocladiella mackenziei CBS 650.93, 1557 nucleotides. RefSeq lists its product as uncharacterized. The transcript has 2 exons. The coding region runs from base 1 to 1557 and encodes 518 amino acids. Gene Ontology annotation, cellular component: membrane. Lineage: Eukaryota; Fungi; Ascomycota; Eurotiomycetes; Chaetothyriales; Herpotrichiellaceae. Gene Ontology annotation, biological process: proteolysis. The record is from RefSeq and is a predicted model, not a curated record. Gene Ontology annotation, molecular function: serine-type endopeptidase activity.
AUGGCGGCCAACGAAUAUUACCACGAUUCCUACAUGGAACAGUCCUCUCAACCUUACAGAGCACCAGUCAACAACAACAGGCCGUUGUCACGUAUUGCGCUCACUUAUAAUCUGGCACACACCACAUCCAGCCUUGACCAAUCAAGUCUUUCUCAGGGAUAUCCUCAAAGACCAAUGUCCGACUAUUACGAGCCUCAUGACCCCUCACGCGACUCCCAAUACUCAGAUUCAAUACCUCUCAAACAAAACACAAAUGUUAAUAUAGACCAGGAACACCUCGGGAAUCAGCAUACACAAUACCCUCCCUCUCCAGAUUCACAGACACUGCCACCGUCGUUACCAAGAUCAAAUGGGAAAAAGAAGAAGGGCUUCUUUUCUGGAAAAAUCCCUUGGGUCGUAUAUACCUUGAGCUUGGUGCAAAUAACAGUCUUCAUUGUUGAAAUUAUCAAGAAUUCGAUCAUAACCGGAUCCCCCAUCAUGAUCCAUCCACAAUUUAAUCCCAUGAUUGGGCCCUCCACCUACGUUCUGAUUAAUAUGGGAGCUCGCUUUGUCCCUUGCAUGCGAGUCACUCCCGGAGUUCAAGACAGUUCGGAUCCGCCGACAUGGCCAUGCCCCAACACCACCACUUCCGAUCCCGAUGCUCAGAGUAAUCACUGUUCUCUCGGGGAGCUCUGUGGCUUUUCCGGAUUCGACUACGACCAUCCCAAUCAGUGGUUUCGCUUCAUAAUUCCCAUGUUUCUACACGCUGGCCUCAUUCAUAUCGCAUUCAACCUCCUCUUGCAACUUACUAUGGGACGAGAAAUGGAGAAGGCUAUUGGCAGCAUCCGAUUUGCCAUUGUUUAUUUUAGUUCAGGCAUUUUUGGUUUUGUUCUGGGUGGUAAUUUUGCUGCCUCAGCAAUUGCAUCCACGGGAGCGUCGGGUUGUUUGUUCGGCAUUCUCGCCCUGGUUCUCCUGGAUUUGAUAUACAGCUGGAAUGAACGACGCAGUCCAGUCAAAGAUUUGAUGUGGAUCUUGGUUGAUAUUGUCAUCUCAUUCGUUCUCGGCCUCUUACCCGGUCUGGACAACUUCUCGCACAUUGGCGGAUUCCUGAUGGGCCUGGCCGCUGGAAUCUGCCUUCUUCACUCUCCUAAUAUCCUCCGCCAACGUAUUGGAGAGUCCCACUUGCCCUAUCGAAACGUCAGCUCAGAGCCGGACAUUGCCCAUCCCCAAAAACCGAUAUUAGGCACGUCAGCCCCGGCCGCUACACCGGCCGAUGUGGCCGCUUUUGCCAAACAACCUCUUGGAUUCUUCAAAAAUCGCAAGCCACUCUGGUGGGCAUGGUGGCUUUUGAGGGUGGGCGCAUUGAUUGGGGUUCUGGUGGCAUUUGUCAUCCUCCUGAACAACUUCUACAAAUAUCACAAUACCUGUUCAUGGUGCAAGUAUCUUAGUUGCUUGCCCAUUAAUAAUUGGUGCGACAUUGGGAACUUGCAACUGCAUAGCUCUUCGGCCAACGAUACAAGUAAUAGCAAGAGAGACUUGCUGGAGACAGGGGCGGCGUUGGUGGGAAUCCGAUGGUAA